AUGUCGGACAGUCUGUACAAGAAUCCUCAAGUCAUCCUCUGUGACAUGUGUAUAGGGGAGGAUAGAAAACCAGCUCGGAAGACUUGCAUGAAAUGUGAGAUUUCCAUGUGCAUGCAGCACCUCCAGGCCCACCUGACCACUCCGGUGUUACUGCAGACUCAUCCUCUGACUGCGCCUGUAGCCUCAGGGGAUGGAGGCGUAGUCGGGACAACUAAAUGCCUCCAACACAGCAAAGUCUUUGAGUACUACUGCUUGGAUGACCUCAUCUCUGUGUGUGUUUCCUGCGCCAUAGAGGACCAGCACCGCCUACACAAUAUGAAGACUUUUUCCACAGCACACAAAGAGCUCCUGGAAAAAGUCACAGCUGAGCAACAGGCCUUACAGGUAAAAACUAAUGGUGAAGAUGUCAGUCUGGAGAAGUGGGAGAAGAAGGAGAGGGAGAAGCUGGGUCGCUCCAGUGUUCGACUCAUUGAAGCUGUUACUAAUCUGCGUGACCUUGCACUGACCAGUGUCCAGAGUUCAGUCUCUGCUCGUAUGGUGUCUAUGAAAACCAGUUUGACCAGCUUGCAAACAGCAAAGACUGAGGAGGACACUGUCAGAUUCCUGCAGAUGUAUUCUCAGGUGCAUCAGGAUUUGGAAAAGGCCAAUGCUGUGGAUUUAAGAAAAGGGUUGGAACCUGGUGAUGAUCGUGAUAAAUUGGUUAAAGAGAUAAAAGAGAGAGGUGAGAAAAUGAUUGAGCAGGCCAGUCGUUUCUGGGGAUCCCUGUUGACUCAUGUUGACCCAGAGAACCACCAGGAGCUUGGAUCAUUUAGUUCAGACCUGAUCUUUGAACCACAGUCUUUGGGCCAAGGCGUGACACUGUCUGUAGACCGCAAGAAGGUCUUUUACAGUGGUCACCUGGGGAAAAGUGUUCUACUCCUUCAGAAUAUGAGACCCAUCACAGAUUUAACGGUUCACAGAUGGGGAAUCAGCCUCUCUAAAGACUUUGACUGGACUAUUGGUUUAUGUGACAAGAGAUAUGCACAGGAUUCCAAUUAUGGACAAGUCUAUGGAUUGUGUUGUGAAGGUAACCAGCUCAGCUCCCUCGUGACAGACUGUGAAGUGGCUUCUGCAACAACGUUUGAGAGAGAUUACAAUGCAGCUCUGAAAUCUUUUCACUUUGGGCUGCAAACACCAGGCGCUAAACGACAAAAGGUUUCACUACAGGUUGUUCAUUCUCCUGGUGGAGCUAUUGAGAAACACCUGACCAGACCAGAAAAAGUGGAAGUGGAAUGGAGCCAUCCUAAUUUGUUAUCCUUUUACAACCUGACUGGACCCCACCAGAGAAAAAAAAUCGUCACAAUAAAAACCAAGUCCACUAACCAGGUACUCGCUACUUUUGUUAGCCUGGAGAUGGGAAAGUUACAAAAAAACUUGGCUCGGGUAUCUGGUGGUUUAAAUUUUGGCAUAGCUGUUCAACAACAACCACAGGAGGGGUGGAAAUGCUUGUGUGGGAAAGUGCAUCAUGGGAGAUAUGAAGGUAGCAUUAACCGUCCCUCUCAUCGUAAAACCUGUGCUUGUGGACAGAUUAUUGGAGUCCCACAAAUCACAGAGAUACUUUGUGAACUUCUCUGA
Molecule: messenger RNA, 1614 nt
Organism: Xyrichtys novacula (pearly razorfish)
Lineage: Eukaryota; Metazoa; Chordata; Actinopteri; Labriformes; Labridae
Source: the annotation of a GenBank genome assembly